ACAAGCCCUCCCAUGCCCCACACCCAGGUCCUCAGCCUCCUCCAGCAGUGCCCUCCUCCGGUCCCUCCCCCUGCCACCCACAACACUUCUCCUGAUAAGGAGCGGCCUGUGUUUGCUCCAGGCACGGGAAGCAUGGGGCUCCUGGGACGGCUGGACUGCCGCUACUCCCUCCUGGGCCUCCUCCUCCUGUCCCCUUCGGUCACCUCCUUCUGGCUCCUCAACGUCCUCUUUCCCCCAAGUGCCACCCCCAAGGCUGCCCUCAACAACCACACAAGACCUGUGGUGCUUGUGCCUGGCUGCUUGGGGAACCAGCUGGAAGCCAAGUUGGACAAGCCAGAUGUGGUCAACUGGCUGUGCUAUCGAAAAACAGACUACUUCUUCACCAUCUGGUUCGACCUCAACAUGUUCCUGCCCCUCGGGGUGGACUGUUGGAUUGACAACACUAGGGUGGUCUACAACAGGACCACAGGACAAAUGUCCAAUGCCCCGGGUGUGGAGAUUCGGGUCCCGGGCUUUGGCAAAACCUUCUCCGUGGAGUAUCUGGACCCCAACAAACUGACAGGUUACAUGCACACACUAGUCCAAAAUCUUGUCAACAACGGGUACGUGCGAGAUGAGACAGUUCGGGCUGCGCCUUACGAUUGGAGACUGGACCCCACCCAGCAGCAAGAAUACUUUAAGAAGCUGGCAGGCCUAGUGGAGGAGAUGUACGCCGCCUACGGGAAGCCCGUUUUCCUCAUUGGCCACAGCCUGGGCAACCUUCAUCUGCUCUACUUCCUUGUGAAUCAGCCUCAGGCCUGGAAGGACCGAUUCAUCGAUGGCUUCAUUGCGCUGGGGCCCCCCUGGGCUGGCUCUAUCAAACCCAUGAAGGUCCUAGCUUCUGGUGAUUACCAGGGCAUCCCAGUCAUGUCAAACAUCAAACUCCGAGAGGAACAGCGGAGGACCGCUGCCUCCCCAUGGAUGUUUCCUUCCCGCCUCGCUUGGCCCGAGGACCACGUCUUCUUCUCCACACCUAACGUCAAUUACACCUUUCAGAACUUUCAGCGCUUUUUUGCAGACCUGCACUUUGAAGACGGUUGGUACAUGUGGCUACAAACACGAGAUCUGUUGGCAGGGCUGCCUGCACCGGGCGUGGAGGUAUAUUGCCUUUAUGGUGUGGGGCUGCCAACUCCCAACACCUACAUCUACGAUGAAGGUUUCCCUUACAAAGACGCUGUGUCCGUUCUCUAUGAAGAUGGCGAUGACACUGUAGCCACUCGUAGCAUGGAGCUCUGCACUCGCUGGCAUGACCAGCAGCCCCAGCCAGUCCACGUGUUUCCAGUUCCCGGCCUGCAUCAUCUCAACAUGGUCUUUAACAACCAGACACUGGACUACAUCAACUCCAUCCUGUUGGGUACCUAUCGAACAAAAGCCACCGAGGACUCCCACCCAGACCCUGCCCCUUCCAAGGACUCCCACUUGGCCUCGACCCCCAGAACAGAAAAGGUCACAGACCACACGUGAGGGGUCCGUAGUCUGCUCCAGGUGGCCAGAAGGGCAGACGGUACCGCAUCUCUCCAAAGCUUGGCUCUGCUUCUAACUUUGGGCCCCCCCUACCCCUGCUACAGCCCUGUCUGGGACAUCAGACAACAUGAAUAAAAAACCUCUUCUUUGAAGGCCAGCCCUGGAGUGACUAAGGAGGAAGGAGGUGGGAGGAGGAGAAUAAUAAUAAACAUUUAUUAAGCAUGUAUUGUGUGCAGAGCCCUGUGAUAGGCAAUGGGGGAUGAGGGAGAGAUAUAAAAUUUAGAUAGGAAAGGAUCCCUGUGGCGUUUAUAGUCAUAUGGGGAGAUAAGGCACAAAUGUACCUAUGAAACAUAUAUUAAAUGAUAAGUGCAUUUACAUAUGUAAAAGAAAAUGAUAUCGAGCUUCCAACCCCACCGCAUGAUUAGAAAUGCAUGCUAUAAAGGCUGGCCUCAAUGUUCAA
This is a messenger RNA of Trichosurus vulpecula (common brushtail), 1963 nucleotides long. It is a transcript of the gene LCAT, whose product is annotated as lecithin-cholesterol acyltransferase. Gene Ontology annotation, molecular function: phosphatidylcholine-sterol O-acyltransferase activity. Lineage: Eukaryota; Metazoa; Chordata; Mammalia; Diprotodontia; Phalangeridae. The record is from RefSeq and is a predicted model, not a curated record. Gene Ontology annotation, biological process: lipid metabolic process.